GGCGACUUGCAUUGGCAUGGUUACCCGGCUUUGCACAUAGAACGUCUUAAAACCGAUUUCAAGACGCUUUACAAGGCAGGGAACGAAAGUAUUUACCCCCAGCCGCUCCACACAUGAGAUGCGAAGUUGUCUGUACGAACAUGUCCGCGAGGAAAGUGACAAAGUCAUUGCCAAUGUGGAGACUCGGAAAGGGGAUCUACGGGGAGAAGAUGUCAGGGAGAUUAUUCCUGAGUUCAAGGAGGCUACGAAGGACGAUCGGGAGAUCCGCCACCGGCUGAGCCAGCUUUACCCCCGAGAACACUAUGGCUGAGCCCUGAGGCUGCCCAACACCACACACCCCAAUGUGGGGUUUAUACCAAUGGUUGUGCCAGACAUGCUGAAGGGGGCUGUAUUUGAGGGUUGUGAAAUCCAGCCUCAUGCCCACAGGUCUCAGGUGUACUCUCUGGACCCCACCUGCUUCCAUGACCUCAACCUGGCUGGCACGGGGGAGAUGGGCGUAGCAGGUUAUUUUAUGGACCAUGCUGUUAACUGGAAGGACCUUCCUGUCAUGCCUGUGUGCAGUAGCCCAUGUUACAGGGCUGAGACGGACACAGGCAGAGAGACUUGGGGCCUUUACAGAGUACAUCACUUCAACAAGGUGGAGAUGUUUGUUGUGACUGCAGAUGAGACUGGGGAGGAGAGCUCUCAGAUGCCGGAGGAGUUCCUGUCCCUGCAGAAGGAGAUCUCCUCCCUGGAGCUCCACUAUAGAAAGGGACAGUGUGUGUGCCUUGUGCCUCGCAGCCCUGUCCGGGGAUGGAGGUGAUUUUGAAAUACAUCGGACCGAACCAGCCCAAUCGCAUGCCCCGCCCUGUCCCAAAGCCCAGAUGACAUCAUGCACCAACACUCUUACAUCAACAGAACAACUGAAGCCUUUCCAUCUACAGUUGAAGUCGGAAGUUUACAUACACCUUACACAAAUACAUUUAAACUCAAUUUUUCACAGUUCCUGACAUUUAAUCCUAGUCAAAAUUGCCUGUUUUAGGUAAGUUAGGAUCACCAUUUUAUUUUAAGAAUGUGAAAUGUCAGAAUAAUAGCAGAAUGAUUUUAUUUCAGCUUUUAUUUCUUUCAUCACAUUCCCAGUGGGUCAGAAGUUGACAUACUCUAUUAGUAUUUGGUAGCAUUGCCUGUAAAUUGUUUAACUUGGGUCAAACGUUUCAGGUAGCCUUCCACAAGCUUCCCACAAUAAGUUGGGUGAAUUUUGGCCCAUUUCCUCCUAACAGAGCUGGUGUAACUGAGUCAGGUUUGUAGGCCUCCUUGCUCGCACACACUUUUUCAGUUCUGCCCACAAAUGUUCUAUAGGAUUGAGGUCAGGGCUUUGUGAUGGCCACUCCAAUACCUUGACUUUGUUGUCCUUAAACUCUUUUGCCACCACUUUGGAAGAAUGCUUAGGGUCAUUGUCCAUUUGGAAGACCCAUUUGCGACCAAGCUUUAACUUCCUGACUGAUGUCUUGAGCUGUUGCUUCAAUAUAGCCACAUAAUUUCCCUUCCUCAUGGUGCCAUCUAUUUUGUGAAGGGCACCAGUCCCUCCUGCAGCAAAGCACCCCCACAAUAUGAUGCUGCCACCCCCGUGCUUCACGUUGGGAUGGUGUUCUUCGGCUUGCUAGUGUGAGGAUUUAUGUCUAUGCUCUAUAACCCGCUACCAUAUUACGUAAGAUUGAAUUGUUUGAACAGCAGCUGCUUUGUGUGUGUGUGUGUGUGUGUGUGUGUGUGUGUGUGUGUGUGUGUGUGUGUGUCAAGAACUGAGCAACAUGGUGUGACUGCUGUAUGUUGCAAAACUGUAGAUAACAGCUGCUUUGUGUGUGUGUGUGUGUGUGUGUGUGUGUGACAAGAACUGAGCAACGUGGUGUGACUACUGUAUGUUGCAAAACUAUAGAUAGGCGGGUACAGGGAGGGGAGGCUCAUCACGAGGUUUAACUGACGUGGAGAAAUACAGUAACACAAUGACAAGAAUAACACAAUGACAAGAUAACAGGAACGGAGUAGUUGCAGCAACUAGAGUGUGAUACCAGAACAGUAAGAAUCUAUACAUCGAUGGAGGGAGGACUCCAAGAAGCAUCAAGAGGCGGGGACCAGCCUGAGCGCCUACGAUAGGCUGAGCAAGUCUAAACCACGAUCAGCCUCUACUGUGAUAGGCCAACAGACGAGUUGGAACUACGUCUAUCACAGUAUAAGAACAGCUGUAUAUUUACUUCUAGUUAGUUCUCUGUUAACCCUGCGUGGUGACACAUUGAACCCGUAUAUACGAAAAUUGCAUUUACCAUUUAUUGCUUACUUACAGUUUUUUCCAACUGCU
This is a messenger RNA of Oncorhynchus keta (chum salmon), 2332 nucleotides long. RefSeq names its product serine--tRNA ligase, mitochondrial-like. The record is from RefSeq and is a predicted model, not a curated record. NCBI's taxonomy places the organism in Eukaryota, Metazoa, Chordata, Actinopteri, Salmoniformes, Salmonidae. Gene Ontology annotation, biological process: mitochondrial seryl-tRNA aminoacylation. Gene Ontology annotation, molecular function: tRNA binding; serine-tRNA ligase activity; ATP binding. The transcript has 8 exons. Bases 359 to 802 code for a protein of 147 amino acids. Gene Ontology annotation, cellular component: mitochondrion.